This is a messenger RNA of Electrophorus electricus (electric eel), 2538 nucleotides long. RefSeq names its product G protein-coupled receptor 161a (gene gpr161a). Lineage: Eukaryota; Metazoa; Chordata; Actinopteri; Gymnotiformes; Gymnotidae. Gene Ontology annotation, cellular component: plasma membrane; recycling endosome. Gene Ontology annotation, biological process: G protein-coupled receptor signaling pathway. Gene Ontology annotation, molecular function: G protein-coupled receptor activity. The record is from RefSeq and is a predicted model, not a curated record.
GUGUUUGGUGGUCCGAAAGCGUUCUAACGAUUUAAAUAGCAAAAUAAGCAGAGGCCGUUGGUCACCAAUAUCACAAACGUUGGUUAGGUAUUAGCAUUGAAACGUAACCCGUUAGCACUAAAUUACAGCUCAUACCAAUGCAUGUCAUAUGCAACGUGGGCUAUGUUAGAAUACACGACAAAAGUAAAAUUUUACCCUCUGGUGCAGUAAUAUAUUUUUCGUCUACUACUCGACAUAGUAAUAGGCCUAAAUUAUUUUCAGGAUACACUUUUCCGAUAGUUUAUUAAUUCUCAUAGUCACUUAUACACAGUGGCGAAGAAAGACCACACACAGACUUCCAGGCUGGGACACAAAGAAAGGAGAGAGAAGUUCGGCGCCAUUGCAGUAGUGGGCAAUUCUCCGUUCCCGUCCGUCUCCAUCAGUGUGAAUGUCUGAGAUGACCGAGGCAUGGCUCACCAGCCCCAGUCACCACUUGGGUGAAUUAGCUUUCCUAUGAUGAAUACAAGCAACGACACCCUUUUCAGGAAUGCCACAGACACGGGAGACAACAGCAGCAGGGUUAUUGAAUUCAUUUUUGUCCUGGCUAUUGCUUUUUUAGUUUGUCUUAGCAACCUGCUUAUCGUAAUAACCCUCUACCGGAAAGCUUACCUCCUGACUCCAAGUAACAAGUUUGUCUUCAGCCUAACAUUGUCCAACCUCCUGCUGUCUGUUUUGGUGCUUCCAUUUGUGGUUGCCAGUUCUCUACAGCAGGAAUGGAUAUUUGGUGUUGUUUGGUGCAACUUCACAGCACUGUUGUAUCUACUCAUCAGUGCUGCAAGCAUGCUCACAUUGGGAGCCAUUGCCAUCGACCGGUACUAUGCAGUAGUACAUCCAUUGGUCUACCCUACUAAGAUCACAGGGAACCGGGCAGUCAUGGCCAUUGUGUAUGUGUGGUUCCAUUCCCUGGUUGGAUGCCUGCCACCCCUCUUCGGCUGGUCCACCUUUGAGUUUGACCAUUCCAAGUGGGCAUGUGUGGCGGCCUGGCAUCAGGAAGUCAGCUACACGAUAUUCUGGGUAGUGUGGUGCAGCCUACUUCCACUCUUGGCUAUGGUGGUGUGCUAUGGUCUCAUUUUCCGUGUGGCACGCCACAAAGCACGCAAGGUGCAUUGUGGAACUGUAAUUGUGGCCCAGGAGACCACAUCCUCUUCACAGAAAAACAGGCGGAAGAGCUCAACCACCUCAAUCUCUUCCAUUGGGAAUCGGAGGAGCAUGAUAUAUGCUGGCAGCCAAUGCAAGGCUCUGGUGACUAUUUUAGUGGUGAUUGGGACGUUCUUACUGACAUGGGGGCCAUAUAUAAUAGUGAUUAGCACAGAGGCCAUGUGGGGGAAGGGGACCGUGUCUCCACAGAUGGAGACUUUGGUGACCUGGCUGUCAUUUGUCAGUGCUGCAUGUCAUCCUGUCAUCUAUGGGCUGUGGAAUAAAACUGUGCGUAAGGAGUUACUGGGCAUGUGUUUUGGCGACCACCACUACAGAGAGUCAUUCAUCAGUCGCCACAGGAGCUCUCGCCUCUUCAGCAUCUCAAACCGGAUUACAGAUCUUGGUAUGUCACCACAUCUGACAGCCAUGUUGGUGGGUGGAGAUCAGAUGUUAGGACCAGGAAGCAGUACAGGAGACACUGGCUUUAGCUUCUCCCAAGACUCGGGCACUGACCAAAUGUUGCUGGAUAUUUCUGAGACUUCAAACAUGCCCCACUACAGUGGAUUACUCAGCAAGUGCAGGAGCUCUGUGACCUUUGAGGAUCAGCAAGCUCAUCAUUUUAAAGGUGAAUUCAGCCAGUACACUCAUGAGGUGAGGACUGAGAUCCACAACACAAUUAACAGCUAUGCAUCCCGCUUAGCAAAGUCCAUUGAGAGUGAUGCCAAGCUGCAGAUCUACGGACCUCUGACUGAGAGCAUCUUGCUUGCAUGCCCACCACAGAGAGUUCUCCGUUAUCACGAUGGCCAGAGGAUCCGUCUAGAGAGCAUUGAUGAGGGAAUAGUGAAUGAUGAGAAGGAUGAAGAUGAAAUACAAGAAAUCUGUUCAUAGUGUUGCUGAAUGUCAAUAGUGCCAGUGUGUACUUUAGUAACAACGUAAUGGACUUUUUCAAUAUGUCUUGGAUUUUUUCAUUCUAAGAUAUGCUAUUAUGUCAGACACCAGAGCUACUCUUUUAGUGAUUAAGUUCACAGCUGACUGUAAAUAAUUUUUUGUUUAUGUCAGUAUAGUGCCAUAUACUAGCAGAUUUCAACCAUCAAAUGAGCAUUUUUGGAACCAUAUUUGGAAAUAUUUAAAUGGUGUAUACAGGAGUGCUAACAGCUGCCAUAUUACAAUAUUUCAUCCUAUUGUAAAUAACGAGCUGUGUUGGAAACCAUUAGAACAUUUCUGUGCAUGUAUGCUUUAGAGCUCUGGUUAGUGCUGUCUGCUGUUUUUUGUAGUGGCAUAAAUACAUAUGUAAAUAAGGAAAAGAAUUAAAUAUCAGUAUGCACCCUGUCAAAAAAAAUAAAGACAUGAAGAAACAUCAAA